AUGGGAGAAAAGCCAAGCUUAAUAAGAAAAAAAGGAAGGACAUUGCUGGUUGAAAGACCUAAAACCCUGCCUGGAAGAAGAGGGCAACAGUGGAAACACCUGUCUGUAAUGCUGUUUCAGGAUGAGCUACAGGAGACAAUUUCUGAUCAUGCAACAAGCAAGGAAAAAGAUGAUUAUCCAGAUGACUUUGAAAGUGAUGAAGAUGGCGUGUUAAAUGAUAUUGGGGAAGAACGUGCUGAAAGCCAUUCAGGUUCUACAAGCACUGAGAGAUCUCUUGCUGGGAGUCCUCUCUUGAAUGAUGAUGCUUUACAAAAAGUAGUAGAUUUGGAAAAUGAAGCUGCUGAUGACUUGAAUUUAUCCUUUCAUGAAAAGAAGCUUCAGCAAAUAAUGGUUUUAGAAGGUGAGCCCAUACAGAAUGACAGAAAAGAUGGGGAAGAAGGAUGUUUGGAAGGUCAAAAUGAGGAUAAUGACAGAAAAAAUAAUGAAGAAGUGCUGCGUGAUAAGAGUGAAAGUGAUGAUUUGCCUAUUAAUGAACUACAUGAAAAAAGAAAUGAGGAGGAAAACCAACCAAAAGCAAAGCCUCAGAUGCACAAAAAAGGAAAUGCUUCUGCACCAGAGAAAGAUCAGAAGACUGCCAGCACCAGUGACUUGAAACUGGAGGACAAUGGUACAAAAUCCCUUUCUGUUGACAAUUCAGAUGGAAUGAUGAAAAUAACAGAAGAGCAAAAAAUAGCUGAUGCAAUGCAGGAGAUGUCAGUGAAUGAUCAAUCUGAGCAUGGGGAGGCAAAAAACAUGUCCAAGAACUCUGUCAAGAAACUAAGUGAAACAAAGGAGAGAGUUCUACAAAACCCAAAGGCUUUAUCUGACAGGUCUACAACUUUUGUGCAUUUAAAGAGAAAGGGGAAAGCUGUUCCAUCAACUUCACCUGUUUCAUCUCAGUAUCUGGGAUCAUUGAAGAUGUUGGAGGAUAAAUGCAUGCAGAAGAAUAGUCCAGAAUUCAACAAAGUAGAUAAUUUAAGGGCAGCUGUUUAUCAGAACUGGUUGGAAAGGAAAAAGCUUCUUCUGCUGGAAUUAAAGAGAAGUGAAAGAGAAAAAGCUGAAAUUCUAAGGAACAAUACUGAAAAGAAAGAAGCACUUAAAAGAGAAGAAUCAAUUGCAUGUUAUGAAGCCUGGAAAAAAAAGAAAGAGAAAGAAGCAAGGAAGUUAAGUGAAAGAAAAAAGCGUGAGGAACUUGAGGAAAAGGAACCAACAGAACAGAAUAAGGAAAAAACAGAAGCAGCACAAGCGGCAUUCAAAAAAUGGAAAGAAAGAAAAGUGGAAUAUUUAAGAGAACAAAACAGGAAGGAAAAACAGUCUGAAAGAAUGAGGAAGAAGAUAGAAGAGGACCUAGUUGCAGAGAAGAGGAGAGUCAGUGUAUCAGCAGUUGAAAAAUGGAAUGAAAAGAAGAAAGAAUAUAUAAAAAAGAAAAAAGUAGAGAAGUUCCUGGAGAAAAAAAAGCGAGAAAUGCAGCAGGCAAAGAGGGAAGAAAAAAGUGAAAAGGCUAUGGAGGAAUAUGAAAGAUGGCUGGAAAACAAAAUGAGGAGAGAGCAGCUUGAGAAGAACCAAAAGAAGUUGCAGGCUGUCCAUGGGAAUGAAAUGACUCCUCCCUGGAGACCACCUGGCAAAGUCACAUAUUCUAGUAAUUACUAAGCAGUUUAUUGCCUUCGCAAAGAACAGAUAGUUUACAAAGUUGUGUCUUUAGGCAGUAGCUCUUUUAUUAUCAGAUGAUUUUCACUGAAUCCAUGAUAGGUGUUAAAUGAUUUCUUUUUAGUUUAUUUGAUAUCAGCAGUUUAAAUAAACCUGUUACUCAUUUGCAUAGCUUUAGAAAAUGUAAUAAUUUUUCUAAUUCCACAUUUAAAUUACUUUUGCUAAAUGCCAUGUUAUGUCAUACCUUUUUGGUGAAAAUUUAUAUCCAGGGUACAUAAAGCUGGACUCAGGCUUUUUUUUUCACCCAAUAAGCAGCAGAAUGGUUAUUUUUCAGUUACUAGACCACACUCUUAAGGAGUUAAUUCUUGAAGAAAUUAUAUGAGGAGGCUGUGGGGUAAGGAUGAUGGUAAGAAGAUGUUGGCUCUCUUGUGGUGGUAGAUGACAAAACACUAGGAGUAUGGAAGCAGAAUGUCAUUUUCAUACAGUAAUAUACAAGAUACAGAGAAAAUAUAUAUUGCAGAUAGGAGGAUAGAGGGCUUUCAUAAGUUCCGGGUCUGGCUCUAGCUGUUCCCUCAUGGCAGGCCAGGCAUUUUUUCCAGCGGUAGUGGAGAAAAGAGAAAGAAUCUACUGCCAGCAAAAACUUUCAAGUAGCUGAGAAGAUGCCCAGCCAGAGCAGCUUCAGUGACCCAUGUAAGAGGCAGAGUAAAAUUACAGACAG
Messenger RNA from Camarhynchus parvulus, 2404 nucleotides. RefSeq names its product microtubule associated protein 9 (gene MAP9). The record is from RefSeq and is a predicted model, not a curated record. NCBI's taxonomy places the organism in Eukaryota, Metazoa, Chordata, Aves, Passeriformes, Thraupidae. Gene Ontology annotation, biological process: mitotic spindle assembly; mitotic cytokinesis; regulation of mitotic cytokinesis. Gene Ontology annotation, molecular function: microtubule binding. Gene Ontology annotation, cellular component: astral microtubule.